ACUCUUCGCCACAUGAACCUGUCGAUGAUCAUCGUUCCGAUUCUACUAACAUUCCCCGUCAUUACUGCACCCGAUGUUUCGGGCUCUACCCUGCCCGUCUUCUUCUUCUUCUGCUGCUGUUUUUUGUCGUUUUUGUUUUCUAGUUUUUCAAUGUCUGUAAGCUAAUAUUUUUUCUUUCUAAUUUCUUUUCUCGGUGGCGUGCUUUGCUGCAUCAGCAUAGCUGGCCCAUGUUGUGUCGGGUGCUCUUGCUGCGCUUUGGCUUGCUUGCCCGCGUUCUGCAUGCGGUGGUUGUUGUCUUGAGCCAGUGGGUACGUCACACUGGUUUGUGUGGUUGUGUGAGUGUGUUUGUGCAGUGUUUUGCGUCAUUUGGAUCCGGGAUUGAAGUGUUUUUGGCUGCUUUGCUAUGUUGCUAGCUCGGAGUCUUUGUUUGCGACUAGGGAGCUGGAGCGUGGAUAACUGCGAGAAUCCUGGACGUGGGGUGUGGUCAUUACAUGGUGGUGAGCUGGAUGAGGAAGGUUGAUAUGUAGAGAUUGGUAGGAGCCGUAGAAAGUAGUGCAACCAGUGCCGUGUAGCUAACGGAGAAAGAGGUGCUGGAUUUCGAUCAUGAAAUGGACAACUCUCAGAAGUGGCGGAGAUCUCAAAGCAAACCUGCGACUUAGGGCAGCACUUGUUCUCACUAGGAUUGAUUACAGAGAGGUGAUGUUCAGCGACGAGAUUCCUAAUGGAGAUUCUGACAGCUUGAAGGCUAAGAAGGCAGCCUUUACCUUUAGAUUUGGUCUGGUCCUGAAGCCAACCUUGGACUAUCCGAAUCCAACUUGUAAAUUCUGAGUUGAGGCCACCGUAAUGACGCGGCAGGAGUCGCCGAAGUCGAUAUGGCCAUCCAACAGCAGCCUAUUGCUGAGGAUUCUAGUGCUUCAGUAUGUGUUCAUGCUUACCUGGGAAGUAGGGAACGCUGCGUGUGUGCCAGAGAAAGGGUGCGACGCUGCCUACGCCUUCUACCGCACGCAGGUGGGCGAUACCUUGGUAAAAAUUGGAACUCUAUUUCAAACCACAAAUGAAAGGAUUGGAGCUGUCAACCCCGUCAUCACAGAUCUAAAUUUCAUCGACCAGAACGUUCCAUUGUACAUUCCCUUCAGAUGCGAUUGCAUCAACGACCAACUGCUGCAAAAGUUUCAGUAUCAAGUCCAAGCGACCGAUACUAUCGAAAAUAUCACUGCCAUUGUGUACGAGAAUCUUACUCAAUUGAAUUGGGUCACGGGGUUGAACUCUAUUUCAGAUCCGAAUUACGUAGAGACUGAUAGAUUCUUGGUAAUUCCAGUGAACUGUUCGUGUGGUAACCCAACUGUGAGUUCAGAUUAUGGUCUUUUCCUUACAUAUCCUGUGGUGGCUGGAACGGGUGGCAACCUGAGCGGCAUUGCUUCAGAAUUCAACGCAAGUGAGGAUCUUGUGAGAAAGUUAAAUCCCAACGUUGUCUGGGAAAAUUCACAGCCUACGCAGUAUGCUUUCAUUCCGGUGAGAGACACAAGUGGCAAGUAUCCUGCGUACAAUGGUGGCACAAUUAAAGCAGGGAAAUCUUCCAGCACGGCCUUAAUAAUAGGAGUUGCGGUCGGAGGAGUAGCUCUUAUAAUCAUUAUUUUGGCACUGCUUUACUGUUUCUGCAUCUACCAACCAAUGAAACGGCAAAAGAAGCUGAAACUUGGAGAUCCAUUUAUCAGAAGUGACGGGAAUUAUUCCGGAUCCGCUAGUGAGCAGAUCCAUUCAACUUCGUCGAAUCCAGGAAGUGCUUCCUUCAUCCCCAAAGUCUUAGCAGAUUACACCGUAGACAAGUCAGUGGAGUUUACGUAUGAGGAGCUAGCCAAGGCCACUGACAAUUUCAGCGUGGCUAAUAAGAUUGGACAAGGUGGAUUCGCAUCGGUGUACUAUGGAGUCAUACGAGGACAGAAAUUGGCCAUCAAGAUGAUGAACCUACAAGCAACCAGGGAGUUUAUGGCUGAGCUCCAAGUUUUAACCCAUGUUCACCACACGAAUUUGGUUCAACUGAUCGGUUACUGUACCACAGACUAUUUAUUUUUGAUAUACGAAUUUUUGGAGAACGGAACUUUAGACCAACAUUUACACUCCGCAAGAGCUGCCAGAGAACCACUAUCUUGGUCAUCUAGAGUGCAAGUUGCAUUAGAUGCUGCACGAGGAUUGGAGUACAUUCAUGAGCACACCAAGCCAACUUACAUUCACCGGGAUAUUAAGUCUGCUAACAUACUCCUUGACAAGCAAUUCCAUGCAAAGGUCGCAGAUUUUGGUCUCACGAAACUCACUGAAACAAGAGCUGUAGGAUCAGAUGCAGUGACUCAAUCUACUAGAGUGGUUGGUACCUGGGGUUACAUGUCUCCAGAAUACGCACGAUUUGGAGAGGUGACACCCAUGCUCGACGUCUACUCGUUUGGUGUGGUAUUGUUCGAGAUCUUAUCUGGAAGAGAAGCCAUUAUGCGAGGAGCCUUGACCUUAACCGAAGAUUUUUCUUCGAGCAAUGCUCGACCGAAAGACGAACAAAGAGCUCUGGUCACUUAUUUUGACCCUGUGUUGAAAUAUCCAAACGGGAAGGAGAAAUUACCCAGGUUCAUGGAUCCUUCUCUUGGAGAUAAUUACCCUUUGGAGGCAGCAUGGAAGAUGGCGCAAUUAGCUGAGGCAUGCACGCAAGAGGACCCAACUAGACGACCAAACAUGCGGAAGGCAGUGGUAGCACUCAUGACUUUGUCAUCGUCAACUCAAGAUUGGGAGCUCAGCUCUUUUGGCAGACACAGUGGAAGCUCAACGUCAUUCAGCGAUCAACGGCACUGAUUUAUUGUCAACAAACUGCAACAGGUGCGUGGAGUGGGUCUUCCUACUUCAAAACCGCCUGAAGUUGAUGCCAUUGACUGUAACUUGUCUCUUUGCCUGAUUUUUAAUACAAACACAAUCCUGAAGAAAUAUCACACAAUCUGUAGACUGAUCUUGUUUAUUGUGACAACUUUUGCUUGUUCUA
Physcomitrium patens is the source of this 3019-nucleotide messenger RNA. Its product is annotated as chitin elicitor receptor kinase 1-like. Gene Ontology annotation, molecular function: ATP binding; transmembrane receptor protein kinase activity. Lineage: Eukaryota; Viridiplantae; Streptophyta; Bryopsida; Funariales; Funariaceae. Gene Ontology annotation, biological process: innate immune response; protein phosphorylation. The record is from RefSeq and is a predicted model, not a curated record.